CGUCGUCAAAAUCUUAUGUGGCAUUGACAUUAGUGUAGUUUAGUUUACAUUGACAUUAGUGACGUGCUUGAAACCAAWAAAAAAAAGCCUAUGUGACAGGGAUGAUCGGCUUUGGUUAUUUCAUUAUUUUUCACACAUUAUAGCCAUCAGACUAGCUAUAUCAAAAAUGGAUAACCAAGAAAAGAGAUUGAAGUGAUGGAGGAAAUAGCAGCCAGGAAAAGGUUGCUGUUGGGGAGACUUGAUAACUGCGGGGUCACUGAAGAGACCAAAAAGAAAGGAUGGGCGAGAGUGGCGGAGUCUGUCUCUGCUGUCGGGGGUAUGGCAAGGGACAGUGACACCGUAAAAAAAGAAGUGGUCCGACAUCAAGUAGGCUGCUAAGAAGGGUGCUGAGAGACCAUUCAUGUGGACCAGCUGGAGGAGAAGGUGUCGUCCAUCAUAGAUGGUGGUAGAUGGACUGCGCGACCGAGGGAAGAUGAGUCAACGUGAGCAGCAGGAUGAAGUCCCAGCAUACCUCAAAGAUGAGCCUUCAGCAGACAUCAACAAGGAUCACCCCGCGCCCCAGCCAGGCAUGUUCUCCAGAGUGACCGGCGGCCUCUUCAGUGUCACUAAAGGUGCCGUGGGAGCCACUGUGGGUGGGGUGGCCUGGAUAGGAGGGAAGAGCUUCGACCUGACCAAGACCGCUGUCACCUCGGUGGCCGCUGUACCCGGCAUCGGGGUGGGGCUGGUGAAAGGAGGGGUGUGUGCUGUAGCAGGAGGCGUGUCCGCAGUAGGCUCAGCGGUAGCCAGUAAAGUUCCUAUUGGAGGGGGCAAGAAAAAGGACAAGUCUGAUUGAGGAGGGGCGGAMGACAGUGCCAUUUUGGGUAUCGUGCAUGUCGUGUCUGAUCCGCCUACAGUCUGGAGGGCUACGGAGGAAUCCAACAAUGUCGUGUGUAUUCACUUUUCAUGGAGGGCUCGACACUGAUUCACGAGUGUCUAUGGACCACUCCCAUAUUAUGUGGCCUGGCCACUGAGGGCGAGAUAAAAUACGGGGUUUUCUGUUUAGCAGUGCAGGGGCCACCCCACCCAUCUUUGUCUGUAAUAUAAACCAGUGCCUCAAACUGUUGAAAUAUGAAAUGACUGACUGAAUGUUGUAUUUAUUGUAGAUCGAAGCCAACCAAGAAAACAUUAGGCCUAUUUUAUUGCGUAAUAUUUGUUCCAUCUCUCGGCCACUGUUGAAGAAACAUGCCGUGAAGAUUUUUACCAUGUUUAGGCGCUGUUCAUGUUCAUUGCUGUGUUUGUUGAAAACUUGAACGUCACCUGGCAGUCAGACAAUCCGUGAUCAAUGACUAGCCCGGCACCUCUGACAGAAAAUAAAGAGGAGCUCAUGGGGGGGGUUUGGUACUGGGCCUGCACAGGGGGGUUUACCACCGUGAUCCCCGGGCUGUGGCGGGGUUCAGAUUGAAGAAGCCAGCACCGGGCUGUUCCAACAACCGAGGCAGCGCCUUGUAGCAAAAGGCGUCGGUAAUGGUGAGGAGUUGAUGGCUCCACUCCAUCUCUUUGAUUGAUUCUGUUUCUGAGAUUACUGACUCUGCCUCUGGGGCCCAGCAGCCCAGCUUUGGUGCCCUCUCCCACAACAACACUCAUCACUCUCCCUCUGCUCCCUGAGAAUUACCGUGGCACUCUGGGAUUUUAAUGCUGCCUGCCAGGGCUAUAGGGGACUAAACACUCUGCUCAGGAAGUCAAUGUUCCUGGCUAGAUGUUUAUGCUUGUGGAAAUUGUUUUCAUUUUUCCCCUUCUGCUGUUAAGUAUAUGAUUUGAAUCUCAAACUCCCCGUUCAAGAUGUGAUGGGGAUUUUUUUUUCAUUCCGGGGGGAUUUCUUUUUUCAUCCACCAGGGAAAUUCUCUAAAGGGGACAUUUUCCAUUAAAAUGUUUCUUCUGAGAGUUCUCUCUGGUGCGAGUAAUGUACUCAUGUUUUUCAAUGACAGAGUAGUUUUAGGAUGCGUUUACCCUUUAAUGGUAUGGAAUUAAUGUUUUCACUGAUGCUGCGCUGAAUCACAGAGCUCUGUCACUGCCCUUUCUCUCGCUUUCUUUUGUUCUUUCACUUUACAACAAGGUGCCUUAUUCCAACACGAUAGCCUGAACUACUUGUAGUCCACAUACACUGCGUGUACAAUACAUUAAGGACACCUGCUCUUUCCUUGACAUAGCUUUCACCUGGUCAGUCUGAUCCMUUAUUGAUGUCACCUGUAA
Salvelinus sp. IW2-2015 is the source of this 2229-nucleotide messenger RNA. It is a transcript of the gene tmem263, whose product is annotated as transmembrane protein 263. NCBI's taxonomy places the organism in Eukaryota, Metazoa, Chordata, Actinopteri, Salmoniformes, Salmonidae. The record is from RefSeq and is a predicted model, not a curated record.